This is a messenger RNA of Fragaria vesca subsp. vesca, 1898 nucleotides long. RefSeq lists its product as uncharacterized. The coding region runs from base 40 to 1254 and encodes 404 amino acids. The record is from RefSeq and is a predicted model, not a curated record. Lineage: Eukaryota; Viridiplantae; Streptophyta; Magnoliopsida; Rosales; Rosaceae. Gene Ontology annotation, molecular function: phosphatidic acid binding. The transcript has a single exon.
UCUCUCAUCAAUUCAACAAUUUCCGAUCACCCCAAAACGAUGCCGUACUACUCGCACAAUCGCGAAGACGAAGUCCACGACUUCGACGAGUACGAUCCGACCCCCUACGGCGGCGGAUACGACCAAGCCCUCACCUACGGCCGCCCCCUCGCGCCUUCCGAGGAGACUUGCUACCCCAGCUCCUCCGCCCCCGACGACCAGGACGACUACGAACGCCCCGAUCUCUCCUCCUACAGAGAGCCCUCCGCCUACGCCGACGAGGCUCUCAACAACGAGUACAGCAGCUACGAGCGUCGCAAGCCGCGACCCGGAUUCGGUGGAGGUGGAAGACCCGAUCAUGACGGCGGUGAAGGUGGAGGAGAGUAUGGAUCUAGGCCUGGUAGGCCGCAGUAUGGAUCCGCGGAGCCUCAAUCGGAGUAUGGAUCCAGGCCCGGUCGGCCUCAGUAUGGAUCCGAGGAGCCUCAAUCGGAGUUUGGAUCCGGUUACGGGCGAAAGCCGGAGUAUCAGGCGCCUGAAUCGGACUUUGGAUCGGGUUUCGGGCGAAAACCGGAAUAUCAGGCGCCCGAAUCGGAGUUUGGAUCGGGUUAUGGGAGGAAACCGGAGUACGAAGCGCCGGAACCGGAGUUUGGAUCCGGAUAUGGAAGGAAACCCGAGUUUGAAGGCGGGCCAGGUUAUGGCCGGAAGCCGAGUUAUGGAGAGGAGGAGAGCGGUGGUUCAUCACCGCCGAGGAGGCCUGGGUUUGGAAGGCCUGGUGGUUAUGGAGAGGAGGAGACUGAGGAGAAGCCUAGUUAUGGGAGGAGUGAGUAUCAGGAGCCGCCGAGGAGGCCGAGUAGCUAUGAGACGCCAGAGACUGAGGAGUAUGGGAGGCCUAAAUAUGGCAGGCCUGGCUAUGAGACACCUGAGACUGAGGAGUUCGGGAGGCCGAGUUAUGGAAGAGGUGAGGAGCAGGAGUACCGCAAGCCUAAGCCUAGCUAUGGGCGUGGCAGUGAUGAUGAGGAUUCUGAGCGCCGUCAUCAGAGGCGUGGCAGUGAUGAUGAGGAUUCUGAGCGUCGUCAUCAGAGGCGUGGUAGUGAUGAUGAGGACUCUGAGCAUCGUCGGGGACAUGGUGGAGAGGGCUAUGGCCGCAAGAAAUAUGUGAGAAUCUCAGACUUUAAAUGUCCUUUACAGUUUUUGCGCCUUCAUAAUGUUUGUGUUGUUAGUGUUUUGCUUUGCACAUUAGUGUCUGCAUUUCCUGUUCUUGAUGAGUUUCCUUAGAUAACUUCUGGAGUAUUGGGGUGUUGAGGCGUAGAGUUAGCUCAUCAGGAAAUAGCUUGUUAACAGUGAAUUAUGUACUUAGUAGUAUAGUACAUUUGCAACGUCUUAUAUAUAGACUAAUGUAGCAGUUUACAUCAGCGACAUGUUGCCUUAUAUGAUUCAGUUGAAGAUUGUAUAUGACUUUAUGAAGGAAUUAGACCUUAGAGUUUGGUCAAUGCACGUGAGUUGAAUUAUGAUGGUUUGAUCAUCAAUUGAUGCGAUUUUCUGUCAGACACAUUUUCCUUUCCCUUGAGGUUUCUUGUUCCUCUGUUCUUUUUACUAGUUGAACUUGAUAAUAGCUGUAGGCAGUUCCAAGGAACAUUUUGUUCUCAAUCGUGUCUCAACAAGCUUUAAAAUGACUAUUGGUCUGUUAUGUUUCUAUGUCCUGAACAACUUUAUUGUCUGGAUUCUUUGGAUAAAUUAUUCUUGAAAACCAUCGAGUCUGUUGCAAAUCCUCUUGGCUGCAGAAUCUAAUAGAUGUAUACAGAUAAACGCAGAAUGUUAGUUGGGUUUCUGGUAGAACAAAUGGAAAUGUCCGCUCUUUCCUUUUCCUUCAUUGUAGUUCUUUUCUCUUAUUUUGAUCUCAUUUUUUGUUUAUGGCAGGG